CUCGGUGGAGAGCGAGGCGCGCCGAGUGCACUGCCUGCCGACGCCGCUGGCAGCGGGGCUGUCUCGGGAAGGCGGACCGGCGAACGCCCAGUGCCCGCGCUCGGCUGCCCGCCGCGCCUGGCUGUGCCCGUGUCAGCCUCAUUCGGGACGCACAGACCAUUUUUAAAUCCCAAGGGCGUGGGUCAGCCUCCCCUAGGACUUCAUGUCUGUAUAUUUCCCCAUUCACUGCCCUGACUAUCUGAGAUCAGCUGAGAUGACUGAGGUGAUGAUGAAUGCCCCAUCCAUGGAGGAGAUUGGCCUCAACCCCCGGAAGGAUGGUCUUUCCUAUCAGAUCUUUCCUGACCCAUCCGACUUCGACCGCUGCUGUAAACUGAAGGACCGCCUGCCCUCCAUAGUAGUGGAACCCACAGAGGGAGAGGUGGAGAGUGGGGAGCUCCGAUGGCCUCCUGAGGAGUUCUUGGUCCAGGAGAAUGAGCAAGACACCUGCGAAGAGACAGCGAAAGAAAACAAGGAGCAGUAAGAGUCCCUGCAAGCUCGCCCGGGUCAGGCCAGCCAACAACUUUGUACCUGAACUUUUUCCCAUCUCAAUGGAAGCAGAGAGGGAACCCACAAGCUGAAAAUGUCUAAUGAGGCUUCUGUUUUACACCUGCAAAUCACCCAGUUGGUUUUUCUUUCUUGUUUCUUUUCUAGACUCUUCUUUUUUGUGUGUUUUUGUUUUGAAAUUCGUUGAGCAGUGGAGCCCUCUGGUAACUUACAAGGCCUUGUGAGAAAGGAAGCUGCUGAGAAGAGGGGUGUGGGGUGCAGGGAAGGGGUGCUGCUUCUGAGAUCAGUAUCUGAGCUCCCCUCCCUAGCAGCAGGAGCGUUUGGAGGAAGGGGGAACGGAAGAGGAGGCAGUGGGCUGAGAGGGAUGGGCGCAAAUGAGCAAGGAACUUUUGGGGUAAGCAACAACAGGCAAAAACCCAAAGUACAUGUUUUUAAGAAGACAUCAGACAGAGCCCCACAGCCCGGAAGUGCUCCAUCAGCCUUCACCCUGACUGGAAGAGCACCAGAACCCCAUGGCCUCGUCUCCAACCUCAGUGUCACCCACAGCCAGCCAUUGCUUUUCCUUCAGGUGGUGUGUUGGUCCGUGGUGGAAGGGAGGAGAAGGGGCUGUGUGCACAGCUGGCUGGAAGGAUGUACAAGACCCGGAAGGAAGGGCACCCUGUCUUUCCAAUGGAUUUGCCCCCCACCCCUUGCCGCAGGUUCCCAGAGCCCCCAGACACCUGACUUUUUUUUUAAUUUUUCAAAGCAGUACUUUGAGGUUUUAUUUUGCCCCUGAUUUACCUCCUUUUGCUUCCCAGCACUUUGGAAGAGUGACAAGAACUCUUCCCACCACCAUUGUGGGGCUCCAAGGCCACUUCCUGCUCAGGAAGGCCCUUCCUUCCACUGUCUCCCUCCCCAAACUUGCUCUCAAGGUCCCAGGAAGCAGAGGGGAUGGAGGAGCUGUUCCGCUAGGUCUGCCCAGACUUCUCCUCUAGUCGUGGCAGCCAGGCAGUGGUUUCCAGCCCUCUUCUGGCUCAAAGCCCACCUGACCAGCAGCAGCAACACCACCACCACCAUCACCACCACACCCACGUGGGUUCUUGCCCUGAUUUCUUGUGGGACUGAGAAUACAGUGAGUUUGUUGGUACAGACAGGAGGUUCUGUGCAGGUCCUUAAGAACUGGCACUGCCAAGGCAGUACUCCACAGAGAUGCCAAGGCCCCUGGGCUGUGGAUAUGGGACAGGGUGGGGCAAUAGCAGUCACCAAUCGCCAUAUCUCCGUGCGUCUCCUCUGCAUUGCUCCCAGAGUCAGGCUGGAGGAAGGCAUGGGGAGCACCGUGGUGUCCUUGCGGAAGGGCGGCCCUCAUCCAUCCAUUCCCCACCUCCCUCCCACCUGUCCCCAGCAAGGGCUGCAGUGGCAUGAGGAAGUCACCUCUGCACUUGAGAGCCUCGGAACCUUCUGGAGCAGCAGAUUGAUCGCAGGACAGCCUCUUCCAUCUCCGUUUCAGAGCAGGACUCUGUGGGCCAAGAAGUGUUCUUAGAGCCUUCCUUCGACUACAUCCUGCCAGAUGUCCCCCCCCCCCCCAUCCCCACCCCCCUCAGGUCUCUGAUAAGUCCAGGUUGACCCACCCCCACCACCCCAGCUUUGGACUUGUGUGUCUAGCUAUAUUUAAUACCUCAAGGUCAGUGUGGCUGUGGGGACGCAUCGGGGCAGGAGGAUGGAGGGGUGCUCUUCACCCAGCAGUCAGCAGGCUUUGGUUCUGGGAUCCCCGCCUCCUGCCUCCUCCCUCUGUCUGCCUGUGAUGCACACACCGAUGGCAAUAACUUCUUCCAGGCUCCUCCAGGAAGCGGGAGAGGGCUGCAGCCGGCCAUGCAACGAGAUCUGCUUCCCCUACUCUCCUUCCCUCACAAAAUGUCUCUCCCUUGCCUCCCUCUGUGGGUGGGGGGAGGGGGUCUUGCCUUUGAAAUUCCCAUGUUUUGGUGUCUCCUUCAUCCCUGACCCUGGAUCGUCUGUCCCAGUCUUGCUGUGUGGCAGGAACGUGCUUGUAAACUGAGUAUCAUAUUGACUCUGUGUAUAUGUAUGUGUCGGGGGUGGUUUCUUCUUUUUGCCGGUCACAUAGAUGGCUCUGUGCAGUCAUUUGCAGUCUGAGCAGGCCAGGGGCUGACCGCUAAGGUCAGGCCCCUCCAUGGUUGAGCCUUUUGGGGGUGGAGGGGACCCAGCUGCUCUCAGACAAGUGGCCGAGCUCCUGUCUGGCCUCCUCUUUUUUUUUUUUUUUUUCUCAGUAAUUUGUGUGUAUUCCUAAUUGAUUGUAUUGAAAAAAAAUCCUAGUAUUUCAGUAACAUGCCUGUUGUGAGAUGAACCUCUUGUAACUUCUAUUUGUUCUUUUUUGAGGCUCAGGGAGAAACUAGCAUUUUUUUUUUCCGAACUACUUUUUGUCACUGUGACAGUUGUAAAUAAAGUUUGAAAAUGCUUUCCA
This is a messenger RNA of Perognathus longimembris pacificus (Pacific pocket mouse), 2998 nucleotides long. It is a transcript of the gene Lbh, whose product is annotated as LBH regulator of WNT signaling pathway. Gene Ontology annotation, cellular component: nucleus. The transcript is spliced from 3 exons. NCBI's taxonomy places the organism in Eukaryota, Metazoa, Chordata, Mammalia, Rodentia, Heteromyidae. Bases 203 to 520 code for a protein of 105 amino acids. Gene Ontology annotation, biological process: positive regulation of DNA-templated transcription. The record is from RefSeq and is a predicted model, not a curated record.